AUGCCACAUUCACUCAGUCCAUAUUUAUAUGCAAAUGUAUGGUCAAAACUUUUCCAUAGUUGGAUAUCACAUUUACUUCGAAUAAGUCGCAAUCAAAAGUCACUUGAUCCUAUUGAUCUUUAUGAACUUCUUCCACAAUAUGAAUCAACAAAUCUUACUGAAAAAUUAGAAAAUAAUUGGUUCAAUGAUAUCAGACGUCAUCCAAAUAAGUCAAGUCUGAUUCGUGCGACAAUUCGUACAAUAGGAUGGAAAAUAAUUUUAAUAGGAUUAUUACUUAUUCCAUGGAUGCUUCUAUGUAUUGCUCAACCGUUAUUGCUCAUAUUUCUUAUGGAUUUUUUUGAGCCAUGUUCAACAAUGCCCAAUAUAGAUGCAUGGCUUUUGACUAUAGCUUAUAUUAUUACACCUAUAUUUUCUGGCUUUUUCUUUCAUCAAUAUAUGCAUUAUGCUCAAAUACUUGGUUUACAAAUGCGCGUUGCUUAUCAUGGUUUAAUUUAUCGUAAGGUUCUGCGUUUAUCAGGUCAUUCAUUGAAUAGUUUUAGUUCGGAUUAUAUUACAAACUUAUUUUUAAACAAUGCUAAUCAUAUUGAGACGACUUUACAAUUUUUAAAUUUCCUAUGGCUUGCACCUGUUGAUAUUUUGAUUGUUGCUUUAUUUUUUUGGUAUUUUGUCAAAUAUAUUGCAUUCAUUGCCUUAUCUUAUACAUUAAUAUUCUUAUUACUUUGUUUAAUUUACGGUUAUCUUUACGCAUUCUUACAAACAAAGAUGUUACGAAUAACAGAUGAACGUAUUAAAAUUAUAACUGAAUUAUUUAAAUCAAUGCGAUUUGUAAAAAUGUUUUGUUGGGAAUCAGUAUUUGAAAAUAAAAUUUAUCGUAUACGAAAUCAAGAAAUGAUUCAACUUGCUCUUCGUUCAUUCAUUGAUUGUAUACAUUCUUUCUUAUCAAAUACAUACGUUGGUUUAACUUUCUUAUUAAUAUAUGGGACAAUGUGGAAUUUUAAUAUUUAUUUUGAUACACGUUUCUAUGCUAUUGCAUUUAUGUUACUCAGUCAUUUAGAAUAUUCUAUUAUGGUCUUCUUUACAGAAGGCAUUCGAAGUUUUGCUAAAUUCAUGGCUGCUCAAAAACGGAUUCAAGCAUUCCUUUUGUUUGAUGAAUCUGAACGAGAUCGUCGACUGUUAUCAAUUUCCAGUAUGGAAACUCAAUCUAAUGGACAUCGAACAACUUACGAAAUGAAUAAUGAAGAGAAAUAUCUGGCAACAACACCAGCGAAGGGUUUUUCUGAAGUGGAAUGUAAUGUAAAGCAUGCACAAUGGGAACAAAAUGCAGUAUUUUCUCUCAAAAAUAUCAUAUUUCAUGCUCAUCCAGGUGACUUAAUUUGUAUUAUCGGACCAGUUGGAUCUGGCAAAAGUUCACUUUUACAAACUCUAACUGGUGAAAUCGCUUUUUUCGAUGGAAAAGUUCGGCUUCGUGGAUCAUUUUGUUAUGUACCACAAGAACCUUGGAUCUUUUCAUCAACUGUGAAAAAGAAUAUCAUCUUUGGUAAAAACUAUGAUGGUCAUUUAUUUCGACAAGUGAUUCGUGCAGCUGCACUUGAAGCAGAUUUGGCUUUAUUACCAAAUGGAGUAAAUACAAUGGUUGGUGAUCAAGGUGUGAUGUUAUCUGGAGGUCAAAAAGCACGAGUGAAUAUGGCAAGAGCAUUGUAUCGUGAUGCUGAUAUUUAUUUAUUAGAUGAUCCACUUUCAGCUGUUGAUGCUAAAGUGUCAAAACAACUGUUCGAAAGAUCAAUAAAAACCUAUCUUGGUGAUAAGAUUUGUAUUCUUGUUACUCAUCAAAUUCAAUUUCUAGAAAAUGCAACAAAGAUUGUUGUACUUGAAAAUGGUGGUAUGAUUGAAAUGGGAACAUAUGCCGAGUUACUUUCAACAUCGAACAAAUUUCGUUGUCUACUUGAAAAUAUUAAUCAACAAGAAGAACAAGAGCACGUUGAACUUACUACUGAUAAUCAAGAAAGAAAACUGACUAGAUGCGUGACUUUCUCAGAAUAUGAUCACGAAAACGAAUUGUUGAUAUAUCCAUCAAAUUGUGAAAUAAAAGAAGAAGGUUCAGUAAAGUGGUAUACAUAUAUUGAAUACUUACGGGCUGGUGUUGGUUCAGUUUUUGGGAUAUUACUUUUAAUACUGGUAUUUGGCUUUCGAGAAAUAGCAUCGGUUUUUUACAGUUGGUGGUUAGCAAAAUGGAGUGAAGAUGAAGGUCAUCGACAUCAAAAUUUAACGAACUGUUCAAAUAUGAUGAACGAAAAAACUUAUAUGAUACGUUCAAUGAAUGACGAAGAAUGGAAACAAUUUGGUGAUAAUCGUUUCUAUGUCAAUUGUGGAAUUGGAUUGAUUGUGUUUGUCCUCACUUUCCUUCGUGUUAUUGCCAUGAAACUAAUAUGUUUAAAUAGUGGACGUAUUCUUCAUAACAGAAUGUUUCGAAGACUCCUUCGAAGUCCAAUUUCUUUUUUUGAUUUAAAUCCAGUUGGUCGUAUUUUGAAUCGUUUCACCAAAGAUAUAGCGGCUAUAGAUGAACAUUUGCCGCUUACUUUUUUCGAAUUUCUUGAAUGUAUGUUUCAAGUAGUCGGUACGCUUGCUCUAGUCAGCUGGCUCAAUCGAUGGGCUUUGAUACCAUCCGUCAUCGGAAUCAUUUUUAUGUGCUAUAUUCGACAUCGUUUUGCUCGAUGUUCAAGAGAUCUCAAACGACUUGACGGCAUAUCACGAAGUCCAAUUUACUCAUAUUUAACAUCAACUAUUCAAGGACUCAAAGUCAUUCGAUCUUAUCAUGCUGAAAACACUUGUUUAUCAGAGUUUUUCACUCAUCUCGAUGAUAAUACUCGUGCCAAUUAUUUGUCGUUGACCACAGUUCGAUGGGCGGCUAUCCGUUUUGAUUGGACAGUAUUAUUCUUCAUUGCUGUUGUGACUGCACUCGCUUUAAUUGUGCGUAUCAUAGGUCAACAAUUCUCAGCUGCAGAUAUUGCUUUAACACUUUCAUACAGUCUCUAUCUGAUGGGUCUUCUACAAUGGACAAUUAGACAAUCAGUUGAAGUUGAAACACAAAUGACAGCUGUUGAACGAAUCUUAGAAUAUUGUGCACUUGAUCAAGAACCACCUGCGAAACUUCCAUCAAAUCAAACACCACCUCACAGUUGGCCAUCACAUGGACACAUUAGUUUCAAUAAUGUUUCCAUGUCUCAUUCAAAACAUCCAAAUGCACAACUUGCACUCGAUCAUAUUUCAUUAACAAUUCAACCCACUGAAAAAAUAGGUAUUGUUGGAAGAACAGGUGCUGGCAAAAGUUCAUUCAUACAAACACUUUUUCGAAUGGGUACACUUGUUGAUGGAAAUAUUGUGAUCGAUAAUAUUGAUAUUGGAACUGUUGGAUUAGAUGAUAUUCGACGUCGAAUAUCGAUUAUUCCACAAGAUCCAGUUCUUUUUACUGGAACAAUGAGAGAUAAUCUUGAUCGAUUUGUAUGUCUUGCAAGAGCAAUAUUGAAGAAGAGUAAAAUUCUAGUGAUUGAUGAAGCAACUGCUAAUGUUGAUAAUGCAACGGAUGAACUUAUUCAAAAAGCUAUUCGUGAACAGUUCAAAGAAUGUACAGUAUUGACAGUAGCUCAUCGUUUGCGAACAGUGAUUGAUAGUGAUCGUAUAUUGGUACUUGGUAAUGGCAAAGUAUUAGAAUUUGAUUAUCCUGAUAUAUUAUUAUCAAACAAUGAAUCUCAAUUUGCAUCACUUGUUGAACAAGCAGGUGUUGGCGAGGCUGAAUAUCUCCAUUCAAUGGCAAAUAAUAGUUCAUCGAGAAUGAAAUCAGAUAUUGAGUAUAGUAAUGAAUUGCCAAUGAACAUUUCUGAGCAUGAUCCUCUCAUUGUAUGA
Adineta steineri is the source of this 3900-nucleotide messenger RNA. Lineage: Eukaryota; Metazoa; Rotifera; Eurotatoria; Adinetida; Adinetidae. The record is from the annotation of a GenBank genome assembly.